This is a messenger RNA of Oenanthe melanoleuca, 4051 nucleotides long. RefSeq names its product 3-hydroxyacyl-CoA dehydratase 4 (gene HACD4). Bases 199 to 879 code for a protein of 226 amino acids. The transcript is spliced from 8 exons. Gene Ontology annotation, biological process: fatty acid elongation; sphingolipid biosynthetic process; very long-chain fatty acid biosynthetic process. NCBI's taxonomy places the organism in Eukaryota, Metazoa, Chordata, Aves, Passeriformes, Muscicapidae. Gene Ontology annotation, cellular component: endoplasmic reticulum membrane. Gene Ontology annotation, molecular function: 3-hydroxyacyl-CoA dehydratase activity. The record is from RefSeq and is a predicted model, not a curated record.
GUGAUCUUCUAACAAACAGCUGUUGCAGCUGCAGAGCGGAAAAAGGAGAAAGCUCAGGAGCAACAGCAGCAAUCCGACCCCUGCAACAGCUUUUCCUCACAGGAGAGCUGCUCCAUCCCUCUGAUCAUCAUUGUUGACCCUCCUCUGGACUGUCUCCAACAGGUCCUUGUCUGUCCUGUGCAGGGACCCCAGAGCUGGAUGCAGCACUGCAGCUUUACCAUGAACACGUACCUGUUUUUGUAUGACUUAAUGCAAUUCUGUGGACAUUCUUGGAUAUUUACAAAUAUGAUCAUCAGGUUCAUGACAUUUGGAAAAGAGUCACUGGCUGACACGUUUCACUCCAUAGGAUUUGUAAUGCGCCUUUGCCAGUUGUUAUCCGUACUGGAGAUCCUGCACAUCCUCAUCGGCAUUGACAAAAGCCGACUCCUCCCCAGGUUUUUGCAGAUCACAGAGAGAAUAAUUGUUUUAUUUGUCGUGAUCAACAGCCAGGAAGAAGUUCAAGGGAAAUAUGUCGUCUGUGUUUUAUUCUUCCUUUGGAAUUUAUUAGAUGUGGUCAGGUACACUUACAACAUGUUGGCAAGGAUGGGCAUAUACUACCUACCACUAACAUGGCUCAACUUCUCACUGUGCAUCCCACUUUAUCCCCUUUCAGUUCUGGCUAAAGGAUUUGCAAUUUGUGUAUCACUGCCUUAUUUUGAAUCCUUUGGCACAUACUCCAUCAAGCUACCAUUUCCAUUCACCUUCUCAAUCUACUUCCCCUAUGUUCUGAAAAUGUACCUGCUAGUGCUCUUUGCAGGUAUGUGCUUUAUCAUCCGGAACCUCUUCUCUGAGAGAACAGCACACCUAGGGACAGGCAACAUCAAAAAUAAAAGAAGCUAAAUUGGUAUUUUGUUUGGAGGGACAGAAUAUCUUACUAGGGGAUUGCUGCACAUCAUAGCUAAAAACAAACUGGAAGAAGAUUUCUCAAUGCAAAACUCCUCUGUAUGAAUGUUAUCUGGCUGUGUAGAAUUUUCAGAAAAGGCAGAUCUUUUCUGAGUGCACCUCAGAAAAGGAGCAACUUUUGAAAACUUUGAAUGUUUUGACUUCAAGUGCCCAGGGUUUUUAAAAUUACUUUUUUCUAACAUAUGUUAUAGAAUUCUGAAAAAAUUGAAGAGUGCCGUAACUCACAGCCACACUCUUAUUUGACUGUUAAUUCUUAGCCCAUUAGCUACAGAUAUUUUGUAAUUACAAUAUCAUUUACUCUGUAAGAUUACUUUAUACUAGGUCAACAUGUACGUACCUCACAUAUAAAUGCUAAAUUGGCUGGAACUGGUAUCUCUCAACCCUUUGCAACCUAGAGACUAACAUGCAGAUUAACCCAGGUAUUCACUAAGGAUCCUUCACAUUCAGGCCCCAUCCUUCAGUUAUCUAACGAAGGUUCCAGAAAAUGCAGAAAGGCAAGUGCUAAGGUACUAAUCUACUAUAUAUUCAAGGGAAUGUUUAAGGGUCAGAAAUAAACACUUAUCAUGUGUUUAGCAUGUCAGUCUCUUCCCCCACAAUGAUUUUCUUCCAUACUGAACAGUAGACAGAUACAUGCAAAAGAAGUGUGAUGCAGUCAGGCCAAAUAAUAUGUUGUUCCUAAAAGGGAACUGAAUUACUUUCAAAAGCCAUGUGCAAAAUUCUAGGCAUUUUACUCAAUUGUAUUGCUCCUCAUACUUCUCUAGGAUAAUCUGUGAGAAUGCAGCUAGAUCAUAGGCUUUUCAAAGAUUGGGAAUGAGGAAUAUACACAGCAACCCAGUGGAUUAUACAGGCAAAAAUAGCCAAAUAAUUCCUUAGAGGCUGGCAGGAGCUUUUCUGAUGUUUCAACUGUAUUGAUUAUCAUCUACAUUUCAAUUGAAGCAUGUGGGUGAGAAAGUAAGAUUGCUUGGUUUUUUUUUUUAGCUGAAUGAAAACUGUGGGAAGGGAGCCUAGAUAACAGGAGUAGAAGCGAAGGUAAUAUUUAAAGGGAAACUAAACACUGUUACAAUAUGAAGAGGCUUUUGCCUGUGUGACUUUUCAAACCAUGCAGCCUAAGAGGUUACAUAAGGAAACAGUGAAACUACAGUAAUGUGUUAUGAAAGGUCACCUACUAUAACUUUUAUUUAAUACAUGUGGCAGACAAGGUGUGCAGACUAUUUUGACCACUGAGUACUUACAGACCAUAAGCAACAAGAUCACACAUAGAAUACUAUAGUCUCAACCCUGGAUUAGUUUUUUUCAAACCAUUGCAAAUUUGGAACUGAGUAGAGAAACACGAGUGCUUGCACUUUGGGUUUCUGUCGGACUGAAACUAAUUCAACUGUGAACAGUGUGAAGAAUCAUAUAAAGCCGCUGAAUAAGAUGACAGUUUUGAGGACAGCCAGAGUAGUCCACAUGAAACCACUAUAUAACUUGCAAAAGUUGAAACAUGAACAUAUUUUCCUUGGAAAUUCAAUCCAACAUGCCAGAAACAGCUGGUUCCAGCCAGUUGCAAAAUUGAGCUGCUGAAGGACACUGCUGAGCCAGACAGCAAAGAUGAUGGCAUGGCAUCUCUCUGAAAACUUAAGAAAAGGUAAGAAAUGUUAUGCAACAGCUGCAAGAAAGAAGAGUAAGAAAAAUGUAAGAGAAACAUCUCUGUAGACACCAAGGUCAAUGGAGAAGGAGAGGAAGAGCUACUCUAGGUACUGCAGCAGAUUCCCCUGCAUGCCAUGAAGACCAUGGUGGACUAGGUUAUCCUGCGACCCAUGGAGAAACACACCUGACAAGAUAUCCACAUGACAGCCAGGGGAGGACCCCAGGCUGGAGCAGGUGGCUGUGCCCUGAGGGAAGCUGCAGCCCAUGGAGAGCCCACACAAGCAAAGCAGGAAUGUGGUCCAUUAGGAGCCAACUGAGACAUCUGUUUCUUAAUGGACCUUUCCCAUGGAAAGGACCUAUGCUAGAGCAGUGCUUGAAGAGCUGCAGCUUGUGAGAAGAAAUCAUGAAGGACUGUAUCCCAUGGGAGGGACCCCAUGCUGAGCAGAGCAACAGUGUGAAGACAAACAAGCAGCAGAGAUUAAGGUUUAUUACCUAAGUGCAACCCCCACACCCACCUUGUACUGCUUGGGGAGGUAGGAGGUAGAAAACGCAGGAAUGAAGGAGUAAAGUGAGCCUAGAAAGAAGGGAGGCAUAGGAGAAGGGAAUUUUAGUUUUGCCUUUUUUCUUUCCAUCCUACUUUAUUUUCAAUUGGCAAUAAAUUUUUCUUCCACAAGUUUAAAUCUGUUUUUGUGACAGUGAAUAGCAAAUGAUCACUCUGCCUUUAUCUUGACCCAUGAACUUUCUCAUCCUAUUUUCUCCCUGUCCUGUUGGAGGAGGAGGGAGAAUGAAUGUCCUGUUGAAGAGAUAGGGCUGAACAGACAUCUGGAAGCUAUCUGAGGUCAAACCUAUCACAGAUUAAGCCAUGUUUAUUGUUUUAUGUUAAAAAAAAUGUUGUGUCUUGAGUCUUACAGCUGGGCAAAAGGCUGGAAUAGGAAAAGGAUUCUUUGAAAUCCACUACUGACAGGACCCCCAAACAUAAACUGCAUGAAAAAAGCAUGAAGAUCAUGACAGAAGACUUCCCCAUCUCCCUCUGGCACAAAGGUAACUUGGGGCAGGCAUUUGGGAGACUGCUGUCAGCCUUCCAUGUGUGGCCACAAAAGGCCACUGUAGCUUCAGCACCAAUGCCUCACCUAAGUUCCUGGAAAAGCUCAGAACUGGCUGGGCAAAAAGAUGUUUAUGACAGUGGCUUUCAUGACAAUGAGUUGUACUUCAAUGAUUAUAGCCUGACGAGGAUGGGAUACACCUGUCUAAAAAGGGCAAGAGAAGCUCUGUCAGCAGACAGAGCCAAUUUGGUGAGGUGGCUUUAAACUGAAUCACUUGGCUGGGGUCCAGAGUGGCAAUGCUCAUGCCCCUGCUUCCUCCUGGGAAGCGGGCCAUGCCAACCAGAGCAAGCUUGGCUGCCUCAUGAUGAGAGUCCCAGGGCUAACCCCAUCAGGGGUGUGCAUGGCUAUGGGAAUCCUCUUACACCCCUCCUAGGGAA